Molecule: messenger RNA, 1345 nt
Organism: Alligator mississippiensis (American alligator)
Lineage: Eukaryota; Metazoa; Chordata; Crocodylia; Alligatoridae
Gene: MED8
Product: mediator complex subunit 8
Exons: 7
Coding region: 77-883 (268 amino acids)
Biological process (GO): regulation of transcription by RNA polymerase II
Cellular component (GO): mediator complex; core mediator complex
Molecular function (GO): transcription coregulator activity; RNA polymerase II cis-regulatory region sequence-specific DNA binding
Source: RefSeq, a predicted model, not a curated record
AAGUGAACGCGUGGGCCGGAAGCACCCGCCCCGCCCCGCCCCGCCCCGCGCCUGAGGCAGCGCCGCCGUCGCCGCCAUGCAGAGGGAGGAGAAACAGCUUGAAGUGACCCUUGAAGCACUUAUCAGCCAGGUGGCUGACUUGAAGAAUUCCUUGGUCAGCUUCAUCUAUAAGCUAGAGAAUGAGUAUGACCGGCUCACCUGGCCCUCAGUACUAGACAGCUUCGCGCUGCUCUCAGGACAGCUGAACACACUGAACAAAGUGUUGAAGCAUGAGAAGACUCCGCUACUGCGUAACCAGGUCAUCAUCCCCCUGGUGCUGUCUCCAGACCGGGAUGAGGAAAUCAUGCGACAGACAGAAGGGCGCGUGCCAGUCUUCAGUCAUGAGGUGGUGCCUGACCAUCUGCGGACCAAGCCUGACCCAGAAGUGGAGGAGCAGGAGAAGCAGCUGAUCACGGAUGCAGCCCGAAUCAGUCCUGACGUGGCACAGAAACAGAUCCAGAGCCUGAACAAAAUGUGUUCGAAUCUGCUGGAGAAAAUCAGCAAGGAGGAACGGGAGUCUGAAAGUGGAGGUUUACGGCAAAACAAGCAAACCUUCAACCCUACUGACACCAAUGCCUUGGUAGCAGCAGUGGCAUUUGGAAAAGGCCUAUCCAACCGGAGGCCUCCAGGCUCGGGAGGGCCUGUCCAGUCAGGUCAGCCAGGCACUGGUCCCAUCAUAGCAGGGGCUUCUGGCAUGCAGCAGGUCCAGAUAUCAGGUGCACCAACCCCACAGCAGCCAAUGCUUGCAGGAGUGCAGAUGUCACAAGCAAGCCAGCCAGGAAAGAUGCCCAGUGGUAUAAAAACCAACAUCAAAUCUGCCUCGAUGCAUCCGUAUCAGAGAUGAGCAGGAAGAACCACAGACCUGACUGAUCAUGAGUUGCCAGUGCUGUUCCUGGCCCCUGCCACCACUCCUGGGAUUCCUCUGUGCCUCUGGAGUCCCUUGAAGCCUGCAUACACCGUCUGCGAGAGGGAGAUACGGGGUGAAACCUUCCCUUCCCCCUCACCACCCCCCUGUGAGCUCUGGGCUGCACAGCUCCUCUCCGUGUGGUUGUGCUGCGUUCUGAACCGGUUGUGCAGAGGUGCUGGCAGCUGCAUGCUCAGGGACGGGUGGGACCUCCCCUGCCAGGCCAGAGCCUCUGGCUGGCUGCUGGGACCAAAUCCUGUCACCAUUUUGGUCUGCGUUCCAGAGGCUCCUACCGUUUCUUGGUGCGGAUACAAAAAUACCUUGUAGGUUUGGCUGGGCGUGUUGCUCUUCACUGCCUCCCCCCCACCGUGCUGCUUGAAUAAAGGCUGUAUGCUGUGUCAA